AAGUGAUGUGGUUAUGAUGAUUGCGGGAGCGUACGUGCCUUACAUAGUGAGGCUAUUAUAUAAAGGAAGAAAUACCUGGGAGCUGAUUGGGGAAACCUACUGUUACGGCUUCAUGUUAGGGGAAGCGCUGAAACUACUAGACCUGAAGUGGGAGACUAUGGAGAUCGUGUAAAGGCUGAAAAAAUGGGUAUAUCAACGUUGAGAUUCACCGAUCGGCCGUCCGACCAGGCGCGGACGGUGAGUAAUAAAGUUUAGGGGAUGUAGCUGUGAUCUAUCGAACGGACAACGAACGGAUCGUGCGGAUUUAUAAUUUUGGUUGGCGGUUGUGGUCGUGCUCUGAAGUGACUUUCUAUUGCAGUACCGAUGACCUCAUAGAUCAGCGGACGUGCGGUGGGGCGGCGGGAAGGCGGGAUCUACUGUACCUACAUAAAAGAUUGAGGCUGCACGGCCUUUUGCUAGCCGGGUUUUCCGCGCGCAAAAAUGUUCUAAGGCUCUUUCAUAAUGCGCGUUCGCGCCAAACAAAAAAAAAAAAAGCUCAAUCGCUUUUGCGUAAGAAAUACCUCCUACGAG
Molecule: messenger RNA, 570 nt
Organism: Aplosporella prunicola CBS 121167
Lineage: Eukaryota; Fungi; Ascomycota; Dothideomycetes; Botryosphaeriales; Aplosporellaceae
Exons: 1
Coding region: 17-172 (51 amino acids)
Source: RefSeq, a predicted model, not a curated record